Exophiala spinifera is the source of this 468-nucleotide messenger RNA. RefSeq lists its product as uncharacterized. The record is from RefSeq and is a predicted model, not a curated record. Gene Ontology annotation, cellular component: mitochondrial matrix. The transcript has a single exon. Lineage: Eukaryota; Fungi; Ascomycota; Eurotiomycetes; Chaetothyriales; Herpotrichiellaceae. The coding region runs from base 1 to 468 and encodes 155 amino acids. Gene Ontology annotation, biological process: mitochondrial respiratory chain complex IV assembly.
AUGCCUCCCCACUUACACCCUCGCUCAACGGCUACGUCUACACUCUUUGCCGGCACUCUUCUCGCCUCCUUUGUUGUUGUUGGCAUUCCACAUCUCUUUCCAUGCCCCCGGCCGCGACGGGGGUACGCGGACACAGAAAUACAGUUUGAUGAAGAUGGGAAACCAGUUCGGAGAGUUAGGCGGCAGCGAGGAGACGGGCAACCUGUCUCGACAGCAGAACAGAUAUCAGACCUGAAGAGGACAACGACUCAGCCUCAACCCAGAGCACCACGGAAGGGUCUCGCGGACCUUAAGAACCUAGAGGAAGAAGCCGCAUUAUUCAGAGAAUUACAAAGAGAGGCAGAAAUGCUAGAGAAGGCGGAUAGAGAAGCACGAGAGUGCCCUGUUCCGAAGCCAAGUGGCAUCUUGGGACGAUUUCUCGGAUUCGAAGACAAGAAAGUUGCUGCAGUUAUGGACGAGAAGAGCUGA